Messenger RNA from Talpa occidentalis (Iberian mole), 4302 nucleotides. It is a transcript of the gene DCUN1D4, whose product is annotated as defective in cullin neddylation 1 domain containing 4. NCBI's taxonomy places the organism in Eukaryota, Metazoa, Chordata, Mammalia, Eulipotyphla, Talpidae. Gene Ontology annotation, biological process: positive regulation of ubiquitin-protein transferase activity; protein neddylation. Bases 110 to 1030 code for a protein of 306 amino acids. Gene Ontology annotation, molecular function: ubiquitin conjugating enzyme binding; ubiquitin-like protein binding; cullin family protein binding. The record is from RefSeq and is a predicted model, not a curated record. Gene Ontology annotation, cellular component: ubiquitin ligase complex. The transcript is spliced from 12 exons.
AUUCCCUUUUGUUCUGGUUCUGUUUCCUCCUGCCAAAUUCUGUUCUAGUGCUGUAGGUGUUAAGUGGAAAAAGACAUGAACGUGGGCAGCCUCAGUCAAGGAAGGCUUAAUGGAGUAUAUCCCAGAACAGCAAGUCGGUCAUUCACGAGGAUCUGAGGGAAUGCGACCUUGGACAGACUUUCAGCUGAACUCUCAUCUCUCAACACUGGCAAAUAUUCAUAAGAUCUACCACACCCUUAAUAAACUAAAUUUAACAGAAGACGUUGGCCAAGACGAUCACCAAACAGGAAGUCUGCGAUCCUGCAGUUCUUCGGACUGCUUUAGUAAAGUGAUGCCACCAAGGAAAAAGAGAAGACCUGCCUCUGGGGACGAUUUAUCCGCCAAGAAGAGUAGGCAUGACAGUAUGUAUAGAAAAUAUGAUUCAACUAGAAUAAAGACUGAAGAGGAAGCCUUUUCAAGUAAGAGGUGCUUAGAAUGGUUCUAUGAAUAUGCAGGUACUGAUGAUGUUGUAGGUCCUGAAGGCAUGGAGAAGUUUUGUGAAGACAUUGGUGUUGAACCAGAAAAUGUAGUUAUGCUUGUCCUUGCUUGGAAAUUAGAUGCACAAAACAUGGGCUAUUUUACGCUACAGGAAUGGUUAAAAGGAAUGACUUCUCUACAAUGUGAUACCACAGAAAAACUCAGAAAUACUUUGGAUUAUUUACGAUCAUUAUUAAAUGAUUCUACAAACUUUAAACUUAUUUACAGAUACGCGUUUGACUUUGCACGGGAAAAGGACCAGCGCAGCCUAGACAUAAACACUGCCAAGUGCAUGUUGGGACUGUUAUUAGGAAAAAUCUGGCCCCUUUUUCCAGUUUUUCACCAAUUCUUAGAGCAAUCAAAAUAUAAAGUUAUUAACAAAGACCAGUGGUGCAAUGUGCUGGAGUUUAGCAGAACAAUUAAUCUUGACCUCAGCAACUACGAUGAAGAUGGAGCGUGGCCAGUUUUGUUGGACGAGUUUGUGGAGUGGUAUAAAGACAAACAGAUGUCCUAGGACUUUAUGCAUAGCAGCGAGAGAGUCACUGUUACCACAGUUAUGUCAACCAUUAGCCAUAAAUUGCUGUUUGUAUCAAAGCGCAUGCUGCUUUUCUUGCACUAUCUCCCUUUUGCAGGGACGUUUUGGUGUUUGCUAUUGAAUGGGCCAGCUCUGCUUGCUGUGUAGCAUUGUUCUCUUGGAAGGCUGCUUUGCAGUUGUAUUUACACUACAGAUUGGUGAAUUUGCCAACGUCCUCACUGUGAUUAUGUGUAUAUUGCUGUUUAAAUUUUGUAUAUGUGUAUAAAAAAAAGCUUCACCUAGAGAUUAUUUCUGCAAAAAUGUAUUGUAAAAAUAAUUUUUGUGGCAUAUUUCUAGUCCCUUUUUUCAAAUGAUCCAAUUGUACUUUAUUUGGUCUCAAAUGUAGCAUUUCAGAAAACAAGACAGAACAACUGUUACCGUAAGCAAAUGUUGCCAGAAUUAACCUUACUGUUGAAGAGGCCAACUUUUGGAAGGAGGUGGGAGUCCUAACUUUUCAGAGGCAUAUGCCAAAUAUAAUUUGUUUUUCUUAAAUAUUAGCAUUUAAAAUAAAUGAUGAAAGUUAUAAUUAUUUGAAAAUGCAGCUAUGUUCCAUGCCACAAAUCAUUUCCACCAUGCAAGGUAUAGUUUUGUGUUUUUGUUUUUUUAUUUUCUAAUGUUAAAGCUGUAGUAAUUUGAAUAUAGGUACAAAUGAACAAAUUAAAAUUGCACCUUUUUUAUGGAGUUUGAACUCUUGUGAGCUUUCUUUAGGGUUUUUUUUUUCUUUCUCUUUUUCUUUUGCAUUCUUUCUAGUCAGUGUUUGGGCUGCUGAUGCUUCUUCCUAUGCCAUAUUAAGUAAAAUUUAUUUUGCCGCCUCCAUGAAAACCUAACGGUUUGCUGGCAAUUUAUAACUGCAGAGCACUUUUAGUUGUGGCUUGAAUUUUUAAGCUUUCAUGAUGUCUAAUUUUCUAGCUUUUUGGAAAAAACUAUACUAUAAAUGAGAGGUGUUUUGUUUUGUUUUCCUUUUUUGUUUCUUUUAUGCUAGGCUUUUCCUGGCAGAAUGUCCAUUGCAGGCAGUGGACACGAAACCACCAGCAUUGCGCUAACUCUAUUACACGGUAGGACCUUUCCUGGAGGGGCCACUCGUCAUUACCUGAGUAAUUUGUACAGAAAGGUGAUAGCCAUUAUUUAUGUGGAUGAGGAAACAAGAAUAAACAGGAUGGUAUUUUUAGGUUUGUAUUUUAUGUCUUUUUUUUUUUUUCCCCUGCCAUAUCCUGCUUGAGGAAUGUAUAGAUAACAUGUUUUCCCUUCAACUAUCUGGUGCUAUUGAAAGACUAAUUCAGUCCCUAAAGUUUUGUGAAAACACAAAAGACUAAUGAUUUAAACUACGUAAAAAGCUAAAUGGUGCAUUUGAACAAGCAAAUACUAUAGUUUUAUCUGAGCAAGAUCCAUGAUUGAGCAUGUAGUGAUUGAUAGAGGUUUGGAUUACUUUGAAAUUUAGCCAAAAUAUCUUUUUGAUUUAAUGUGAACAUUUAAAUGACAUUAAAUGAGUGAAGCACACAGACAUGUCUCUUGACCACUCUUUCAUAAUUUCUUUGCAAACAGUGUUCAGAUUGUCGGAUAAUUUUUUUCCCUAAGUGAACCACCAAAGACAGACAUUUUGUGUAUAUAUACGAUGUGUGUGUGCUUAUACAAAACCGUGAUAUGGUAGAAUGAUAUUCCUUCUUCUACCAAAUAAAAGGGUUUGGUUUGCUGUGAAAUAAGCCAGAAGUUUCUAAAACUCUAUAAUGAUUAAUUAUUACUCACUUAGGAAUUUUAGACUCACUUUUACCUUACAGAUUCACACCAGAUUGCACAAAGUUAAUAUCUGAAAAGAAUAGGAGAUAUUGAUGGCAAGCACAGCUGUUAAGGCCAAUGUGUUGAAAGGGUGUCUGUCCCCAGGGUGGGUAUGUGUUCGGUGGUGAUGCGCUAUCGGCAGCUUUGAAUCUGUGGAGAACUUAACUUGAAUCUUCUUCAGAAGUAUCCCAUAAAGUUGAAACAAUCACACUUUAAAAGCUACAGUUCUUACAUAUGAUCAACUAUAGAGUUUUGCUUAAAGCAAACAUAAAUCACAGAUGAAACUUUUUAAAAGUUAAAGAAAAUGGAGAACUUUUUUUUUUUUUAAACACUAAGCACAGUUAAUCCUAAAAUAAAAGAGUUGUUGCCGGGAAAAUGUUGUAUUUCAUCCACAAUGUUUUGAUGAUGGGGGAAACCCCAAGUAAAAACUUAGAUUUUAAGAAGUAUAAUAUCAAAGUAAGUAUUCUGAAUGGGAAAUCUUGCACAACUAGAAAACUCUGAAUACUUUAAGGUCCCCUGAAAAAGAAGCCUUUGUGCCUGCAGAGUGUUUGCCCUGGGUCUUCUGGAUUUUAUGUAGUUAUUUGUUAGGGGAAGAAAAAAGGGAUCAGACAGAACAUUAAGAAACUUUUAAAAAUAUAUACCCUAGUUAUAUAAAAUUGAGCAGUCAUCAAGCACGCACUUACUGGCUAAUGUUAAAUAAAUUGGGUGCCUUUUUCUGGUUUUCCUUUAUCACCUGAGUCUAUACCCUUUCCCCUAUUCCCGUUGUGUUUCGUUCUCCACACUGCUGUAUUCUCGUACUGGAAUGUAGCACUUAGAUGUUUACUGCUGCGGUAGGUCAGAAAUGUCAUGAUUUGAUUUGCCAUAAACAUCCAUUAUAAUGUUACAUGCAGCUUUUUUGAAGCAUGGACUCUGAAUUAAGUUUUUAUAAAUCUGACAAGUAGACAAACCUCUAGACUCUAGUUUAAUAACAAAUUUCUGUUGCCUCUCAGUCGCCAUGUUAACAGUGCUUUUGAAGUUUAUACAGAAAGCUUUAAAACUUAGUUUGUGCCCUUGGUUUUUAUUCUUACAACUGCUAAAAUACCUCUGUAAGCCUUAUCUUUUAUUCUUUCACAUGUUGUAUAAUAAAUGUAUAGAAUUCAUUGACCAACUAAAAUGUUGGGUGUCUGUAAAUGAGACCAAAAUGUUGGGUUGCUUUUUUUCAUAAAAUAAUUUCUCUCGGGGGUUACUGUUAAAUGAACAGCAGCCAGCCUGUAACUGUGAAUGCUUCGUGUCGUCAGUAUUUGCAUUACAUUCAUAAACGUGUGCAAGUCCUGUGACUCCCAGCUUAACUAAAAUACUGUUAUGCCACCUAACUUGAGUACAGCGAACUGGUUUUAGGUUUUAAUGGAAUUAAUGUAAAAUGAUAUCCCAUAAAUAAAAAGUAUUUGUGUUUGGUUUCA